AUGUUGUCAAGAGGUUUCGCCAGGACGCAGAUCCGUCAGUUCUCGCGUACUGUGCACAGUUUGCAAAAACCAGUUCUUCUGGACGCUUCCACUGUGAAGCCUAAUGAGAUUGUCUCUGGAGCACCAGAGGAAUUGACCACAUCCAGAACCGUUAGAAUCUUUAAAGAGGCCAAGCCAGCCACACAGUCCGGACGUCACAACGGAAAGUUCUGGAAGUUGGACUGGGACGUUUUGGGUAAAGAAAACAGAUGGGAGAACGACUUGAUCGGUUACCAGUCCAGUGGUGACUACAUGCAAGGCACCAUCAUGAAGUUUGACACUAAGGAGGCUGCUAUUAGAUUUGCCGAGGGCCAGGGCUGGUCAUACUAUGUCAAGGAGCCAAAGGAGAGACAUUUCCGUAAGAAGGAGUACGCCAUGAACUUCUUCCACUCUCCUGGACCUUUGAAGCACAUCAGAACGAAGUGA
This is a messenger RNA of Candidozyma haemuli, 465 nucleotides long. RefSeq lists its product as uncharacterized. The transcript has a single exon. Gene Ontology annotation, biological process: electron transport chain. NCBI's taxonomy places the organism in Eukaryota, Fungi, Ascomycota, Pichiomycetes, Serinales, Metschnikowiaceae. The record is from RefSeq and is a predicted model, not a curated record. The coding region runs from base 1 to 465 and encodes 154 amino acids.